Messenger RNA from Puntigrus tetrazona (Sumatra barb), 8629 nucleotides. It is a transcript of the gene usp31, whose product is annotated as ubiquitin specific peptidase 31. Bases 1927 to 5844 code for a protein of 1305 amino acids. The transcript is spliced from 18 exons. Gene Ontology annotation, biological process: protein deubiquitination. Gene Ontology annotation, molecular function: cysteine-type deubiquitinase activity. Lineage: Eukaryota; Metazoa; Chordata; Actinopteri; Cypriniformes; Cyprinidae. The record is from RefSeq and is a predicted model, not a curated record.
UUGCGUGAGAAAAACAAGGCCUUUGUUGGCGAAGAGAGUGAGAUAUCUCUUUGAAUGCGCUAACGCAACGUCGUAUUUUUUAAAUGACAGCUGUAGCUAUUUAUCUUCCGCACGAAAAGGCGAUAAAGGACUUGCCUUUGAAAUAAAGGAUUCAUGUUCUGCUCCUGAUCUGGGACGACGCACAUCGCAUGGCGCUUUGAGAAUCCACAGAAUUAUCACGAUCCGCAGGGAAGGAAGCAAUAAAGAUAUAAAUGAACAGUCAUUAGAGGUCAUGCAUUUUUAAUACGUGUCCUAUAUUGAGCACCCCAGCCAUUCUUUAUUGCCGCGCAGAAGAGAAGAGCUGUGUGUUGCGAGGAUGGACGGGCUGCAGAUAGAGAUGCCGCUCUCGUGUUACACCAGACCUCAGUCAAACGACCUUGAAUGUGUAACAACUGGAUCAGCCGUGGAGGCAGGCCAAAACCCAUCUACACGUGUCUGUGCUAUCAUUUAAAGAAGCAUGUUCACGUCAAUCUACAUGAUACAGAUGACAGACAGACAGAGACCUGGAAUCACACGAAGACACCGAGACUAAAUCCAGAAGAACUCCAAGAUUCCAGAUUUUCCAGAAUCAAAGGGAAGCGUAUGCGUUCGGCCGUGUUGUGUUGUUCAGAUGAUGUAGGCUAUAAAUCUCAAUUUCGCCAAAACAACAACCCCGAGCAGGAUCCAGGGUCGUGAUGUGAGUGAAACGAACGCGUUAGAGGUCCGUGUAAGGGGCGCGCUACUCGACCCGCUUAGUAAACGCUUUCAAACCACGCGCUCGGUACGACACCCAAGCACUGCGUCUCCCCAAAGGUUGACGAGGACACCCCCAAAAUCCACGACCGCCAGGACAGUAUCCAGCAGAAAGCGCUGCGGGGCUCUGACGUCACGGGAGCACCGCCGCCCUGCAGUGUCAGUGAUUUUAGUAACUAAAGCGCUCGCGGACGCGACGGCCCACCGACGCGCCGCCACUGCCGCUAUCGGACUCCACCGGACGCCAGGAGAAAACCGCCGAGUCAACGGGAGCACGCCGAAACGUUUCGGGAUUUGUGGUGCACGCCGAUCUCUCGCCGGUUCGCGCGCGUCUGCUGCCGUAUAGCGUCGGUCUCGCGCCGGACAGCGCUCGCUGCGACGGCUGGAUUUAAAACAGACAAAACAAGCCGAAGCGUCCCGGCCGGGCGCGAACGCAUAAUAUUUAGCGAGCGGAGCGUCAUUGCCUGGGUGGAGUUGCAGUGCAUCGCUCAAUUAUGCAUGAAGAAGCGGCAUCGGCUAGCGCGCUAGCGGCGCGAGCUAACCACUGUCCCGUAUUAUGACAGCGAUCUGCGUGCCUGCGGCGUUUGAUCAUCGCGCGUGGCGGUCAAGCGCGUUUGACUUUGAUGCUGGUGCUACACGCGAUGAUUUCCGGUAGAAAUUCACUUUUGCCAGUCAUUUCAUUGACAUGGCAAACGGUUAGCCAGGGCAGGCCUAGCUAGCCACAGUGUUAGCUAGUAAAAAAAAAAUCACUUCACUGGAUUAUAGACAGCGUGCGAGCCCUAACGCGUUGUUUUUAGUGGGUGCAUCCAGUGAGCGAAUAAUAAAGCGUGCUAUAGAUGCGCAGCGAGUAGCUGGUUAAUAAAUAGCCUGGUUGCCGCAGACUUGACAGGUUUUUAAUAUCUGAAAAAAGUGUCAGGCGUGCGCGUCUCACAAUGCGUUUUCUCAAGGCAAGUUCGGAUCGUGUCGCUGAAGCAAACGCUUGGGUAAUCGAGGCGCUGCCUCCGGCUAGCUAGCUCUCCGUGACUUUGCGAAGUAACAUGCCAGAUCUCGAGUGGAUUUUACGCUCUGAAUAAGCAGCCAGCGUUUGCAGCGCUUUAGCAGUCGUAGCUAGAUUCUCGCCGGCAAGAGAGGGGGGAUGCCCUAAACGCUCCAAACAUGUCCAGCAAAGCUUCGGGCAAAGAGAAGAAGUCCGGCUUCAGCAAGAAGCUCUUCCGCCGGGGCUCGGUGCGCUCCGUGGGGAGUUUCAUGAGCAGAGUCCUCAAGACUCUCUCCACGCUUUCUCAUUUCGGAUCGGAGCUGCACGCGCCCGAGGGCGACAAGGACGACGGGGGGUUCACAGCCUUCAAGAACGAGGGCAAGGGAUCCGUCGCGUCGGAUGACAGCGACUGCGGGGGGUUUCUUGCGAGGGACAAAAUCCCCGGGGUGGCCGGUUUGAAGAACCACGGCAAUACGUGCUUUAUGAACGCUAUUCUGCAGUGCCUGAGCAACACGGAGCUGUUCGCCGAGUACCUGGCGCUGGAGCAGUACCGAGGAGACCAGACGGACGACGAGAAGCCCAAGACCAACGGGGUCGUGCAGAGGAAGGGCGGCCAGGACAGAGGAGAGGUGACCGAGCAGCUGUCCGGGCUGGUCCGAGCCCUGUGGACCUUUGAGUACACGCCGCAGCACAGCCGCGACUUCAAAAAUGCUGUGGCCAGGAGUGCCAUGCAGUACCGGGGAAAUGCCCAACACGAUGCCCAGGAGUUUCUUCUCUGGCUUCUCGACCGUGUGCAUGAAGACCUCAACCAUCUUGUAAACCCUAACAUCAGAGCCACUAUAAAGCCUCCCGUUGAGGAAGACGAUGGAGCGUUAGAGGGGCCUUCACCUCCUCUUUCAGCUGGCUCAUUUGUUCAAGAGCUGUUUCAAGCUCAGUACAGAUCCUCGCUGACCUGUCCGCACUGUCAGAAACAGAGCAACACUUUUGAUCCUUUUCUUUGCAUCUCCCUCCCAAUACCAUUACCUCAUACACGGCCUCUGUAUGUGACCGUGGUUUAUCAAGGCAAGUACUCUCACUGCAUGAGGAUCGGUGUGGCCGUACCACUCAACAGCACUGUGUCCAGACUGAGAGAGGCCGUGUCACGUGAGACCAAGAUCCCACCAGACCAGUUUGUCCUGACUGAAAUGUAUUACGACGGUUUCCACCGCUCCUUUUGUGACGAUGACGACGAUCUUGAUAUCAUUCAAGAAAGUGACUCAAUCUUUGCUUUUGAAACUCCUGAGACUUUUAGAUUAGAAAACAUUCGCUCUAAAAGAGGGAGCCUUCUUGCUAAUCUGAAUCAGAACAAUUUGAAAUACGGAGCCGAGAGCAGCAGAACGCCGUCUUUCAUGCAGGGCGCAAUGAAUCCAGCUUCUCCCAACAAAAACACUGGAUGUGAGAAAAUGAUUCUGCUGAUCUGUAACCGAGCCUGCACUGGCCAUCAAGGACGGAGGUUUGGUCUUCCGUUUGUGUUAUAUCUAGAGCGCACUGUGACAUGGGAUGUGUUACAGAAAGAAAUUCUGGAGAAAAUGCGUCACCUACUCAGGCCAGGGGUUUACAUUCAGGUUGGACCCUUCAGUCUGCGUGUGGUCGGAGUGGUUGGAAUCACAUAUCUGUUGCCACAGGAGGAACAGCCACUAUGUCACCCCACUGUGGAAAGAGCAUAUAAAUCCUGUGGGCCAGGUGGACCUCCUCAUGUUAAGAUUGUUGUGGAGUGGGACAAAGAGACCAAGGAAUAUUUGUUUGGACACACUGAGGAAGAGUACAUCCCUGAUGCUGAGAGUGUGUAUCUGCACAGAGAGCAGCACCAUCAGCCGCAGGCCUGCACCCUCGCUCAGUGCUUCCAGCUCUACACCAAAGAGGAGCAGUUGGCCCCAGAUGAUGCUUGGCGCUGCCCCCAUUGCAGGCAACUGCAACAGGGGCGGAUCAAACUCAGCCUGUGGACCCUGCCGGAUGUUCUCAUACUGCACCUCAAGAGGUUUAGACAGGAGGGGGACAGGAGGGUAAAGAUGCAAAACAUGGUGCGAUUUCCUUUAAUUGGCAUGGAUAUGGCGCCUCAUGUGGUGAAGAGGAGCCAGAGCAGCUGGAGCUUACCCUCACACUGGUCUCCAUGGAGGCGACCUUAUGGACUUGGCCGUAACCCAGAUGACUACCUUUAUGACCUCUAUGCUGUGUGUAAUCAUCAUGGCAACAUGCAUGGAGGGCAUUACACAGCGUACUGUAAGAACUCCAUUGAUGGGCAGUGGUAUUGCUUUGAUGACAGUGAGGUUCAGCCUGUAGCUGAGGAAGAUGUCUGUCAGCAAACCGCAUACAUUCUGUUCUAUCAAAGGAGGACAACUAUUCCCUCAUGGUCGGCAAACAGCUCUGUCGCAGGCUCCACCAGCUCAUCUUUAUGUGAACACUGGGUUAACCGGCUCCCGGGCAGCAGGCCGCCCAGCCUGGCCUCUGGAGCCUCCUCGAGACGCACAUCCCUGAUCUCUUUGGCAGAGUCAGUGGAGUUUCCUGGUGAUCGCAGUGAAGAUGAUGCUUUAGCGCUUACUAACACAGGAUCUCCCGCCUUGCUCAGAGGAUUUUCAACGCGGCCCUUCGUGAGGAGCAUCCAGCGCCAGAGCUUGUCCUCCAGAUCGUCGGUUACCAGCCCUCUGGCUUUCAGUGAAAACGGGAUGAAACCUUCCUGGUCCCUGUCACAGAAACUACAAAUGAGAUCCAACUCCCCCUCGCGAUUCUCUUUGGACUCGCGAUCUUCGCCUCCUCUCGAGAGGAUAGGUGAAGCUUGUGAUGACAAAGUGUCCACGUCUUGCUUUGGCGGCUACAGCAGACAUGAGCGGCAGCCCAGCAGUAAGGCCCCGCUGGCCAUGAUGGAGGGUAAUGGCAGUGAUGACGGCAGUGGUAAACGAAUCUUAGAUGAGGCCUAUUGCAGAGCUCCAACACAGUCCGAUAGAAAAAGCUCUAAAGGCGAGACCGUUGACAACAACAACCAGAUUAACGCAGUGGACCAGAAUGCUCUCGGAGUGCUCGUCAAAGAGCAGAAGCAUAAGAGCUCCGGGUCGGAGAAGAAAGCAGAUGAGAAGAGCUCCAGCAAGAAGAGCUCCACCAAAACCAAGAGCGACCAAGAGAAGUCCUCCAAGAAGCGCCAGAGCUCCUCUUCUGUCACCAAGUCUCCAUCAUCCCAAGUGUCUUCCAGCCCUCAAGUGAAGGGCACCAAAGCGACCAAUCUAAAAGAGAAGAGCGAUUCUCCCAAGAGUACCAAGGGUACACCUUCAGGAACGCCCUCUAGAAGGAAAGAGUCUUUGCAGGCACAGGAGUCUGGAGGCACGAAGGGGAAACCGUCCCUUACUUCCACACCCCAGUCCUCCGCCUCUCCAUCACCCACAUCCAAAAAGAGCUCCUCGGUGGCUGAGAAGAACUCUGUGUCUGGCAAGAAGAAGCUGGUGGAGAGAGGCUCCAGCAAGGACUUGGCGCAUACCAGUCCCCUGGCAGAGAAGUCCAGAGUCAGUGCCACCCCUCGAACAUCCCAACCCAAGACUGCCGAGGCCAGCCGGCCUGAAAGGAGGCCAGUGAGAAGCUCCAGCAGUAGCUCCUCAGUCACCAGCCUGCGCUCCCCAAGCGUCUCCUCGAGAGACCUCCGGCGCAGCAGCAAAUCCGAGGACAAGGGACUCUCGUUCUUCAAGAGUGCGCUUCGGCAGAAAGAGACUCGGCGGUCAGCCGAUCUGGGCAAGGCCUCGAUUCUCGCCAAGAAGGCUGUCGAAAGGACUGCCAAGUCCAACAGCCAGUGCAGACUUGAUGCCGAUGAGGGCGAAGGCUCGGGAAAUUCUUCCCAGCAGGUCUCUCCGGAGCCACGUUCCUGCAAGGCUGCUGCCAAUGAGAAAGAGUCAUCAAAGACCUCCACCCCCAACAAACGCUCUCUCUUACCAGUAGGCAAGUCCAAGUCUUCCAAUUCUGAGACUAGCCUUCAGUCUCCCAUCAAUGGGAAGAGGCCUCUUGAAAAGAUCUCAUCCUCUAAAAAGCUUUCUUCCAGCAUGCAAUCCUCUGCACGGCCAACACAGACGCCUCAAUGAAAUUUUAAUAGCAGUUCCAUUAUUUUCUGUAAUGCAGCUAUUUUUUGAUGUGCCUAAGAAGAAUAUAAAGUAUAUAGUAUAUACCUGUAUUUUACUUUUCUCAAAGAAAAUAUGUCAAUUAUCAGAAAGCGCCUUUCUAUCCUGCCAUGGAACCAAAUCGUUGCCUCUGGCAAGGUAUGGUAUAUGAAUCUACUACUGUUCACGACUCUGAAUAGGAAUGUUUUAACUUAGCACUUUGUAUAUAUUUUUUCUCCCUCGAAUAAUGCUUAGAUGUAAUGGAUACUAUGUACAAUAAUUUUUAACUUGGUACCGUACCUUUUUAUUUGGACAAGUCACUUAUGAUGAAAUUAGAUUCUUGCGAUAUUCCUUGGAGUACUGUACCAAUUCACUCCACAUCUACACUUGGUGCUAUUUACAGUCCAGUGUUCCCCUGGCACUGAUACAGCAUGAGAUUGAGAAGAGUUACAUCACGAAACCUGGCUGAAUUUGCGUCUGUAGACUUGUAGAUGGGGUUUGGCAGAGUCGGAACAAUCUCUUUGGUACCUCUCAAAGCCUGCUCUCCUAUCCCGACUUUUUUCUUUUGUACUCGAGAGCAGUUACAAGUGUUCCAGUAGCAUUACUGCCCUUAGAAAUAUGCGCAACAAUGCCGACUACAGGCCGAUAGCUGAAUUGUUGCUGAAUGAAUGUGAUCUUUCAAAUGGUAAAUUAGUGGAGGACAAUCUUUAAACUCACAAUAUUUAGUUUAUUCCAGCAAAACGCUGUGUGAUCUGGAUAAUAAUAGAGGCCGUGUAAGCCCUGCAUGAAUUUGUUUUGUAUAUCUUUGUUUUUAUAAUGAACGUUUAAAAGCCACAUAAUCAUACUUGAACCAUUUCAUGCCCGCCAAGUCUGAUGCCAACAUAUACGAGCGGUUUUCAUUUGGCUUGCUCCGAGCUGGGGUUAAACCCUUGCGCGACGGUUUUUAUCUCCCAUAUUUAUCUGUGGACAACCAGUGCAAUAGUUUUCAACACUUUGUAGGGGAACAGGUAUAUGACCUUCUGUGUUUGGGAAACAUGUUGAACAUAAUGUUGCUGUUAUAGAAACGAAUUAUUUUAAAUAUCGAUACUGUGCAUAUGCAAUAGCGAUAAAACCAUUUAAUCAAUGUAAAUCAGAAUUUAUUUUCAGGAUUAAUGGCUCACCACAAUAUGGGUUUCAUAUUUUUAUUUUUAUUUUUAUUUUUGUGAUUUAAUAUCCAAUUGAAAACUCGUCAACACCAUCGACUUCACUUAAAUAUAUUUUCUUCUCGAUUUAGCUCUGACAAGUUCAUUUGGACUAAUACAAAAUGUUAUGUAUGACAGGAGAAAUGUAAGGUUAAGCAAGUCAUUAUUGUAACAUUUGCAUAAUAGUGUCAUUACGUUGGCCGCUGUUCAGCUUGCUGCCCUGUAAUUAAAACAUUAAUCCAAGCGCUGCUGACGCCACCGUUGAACCGUUCUCAUUUUCAUGCUCCUUUUCGGUCUCAGAAACCCAUCUCUUUCAGCACACUUUAUCUUAAAAUAGAUAAUUCAACAAUGAACCUAAUGUGUAGCACGCUUCUUAUUUUUUGCGACAGGCCCAUUUUGUGUGUGCACUGAAAAAGUAUUUGUAAAAAGCAGUAUUGCAUGAUAACAUUAACGCAUGCACUUAACUAUGCAAGUAACUGUUGCUAAACAAGAGGAGUCUGGUUAUUAAUGUCUGAAUUUUUAUUUUUUAAAGAAAACAGCAUGAAUUGUUUCCAUUUUCUUGCUUUUUUGCACACUUGUCUAACUUUUAAGUUUUUAAAUAUUGUGAUAUGAGAACAUAAAUUAUUAGCUUUAACCAUAUGUAAUCCAGAAUUAGCAAUCUGCGUUGUAUUUUCGUCCUUUUUUUUAAUAAUUAAAACUAUUAUUUUAAUUCAUAAGCUGUUUUUUAAGGUAAGAGCUCCCUGUUUCCAUGUGAUAAAUUUACUUUUUAUAUUUUUAUAGUUGCAGCCUGUUUUGGUUUUUCACAUUUCGCUGGCGUGAUGUGGUCUGCUCAUGCUUUCACAUGUAGUUUGUAGGGAAUGUUGUAUAUUAUAUCAGCUAUGUAACUUUACUGUCAGCGUUCAAUCAGUGCACACAAGUCCCGCAUCGCUUGCAAUGCUGAUACACUAAACACUACAUUCACUUUGUUUUUCAUGUCAUUCCAUGUUUUAAGUUGUGAAGUUCUCGGACCAUGAAUUCAGAGAAGUGCUAUUACCCUCUUUAUAGUCUUACUGCAUAUGGGAUGUUUUCAAUGGCUCAAGUGCUAAUAUGACAUGGUCUUAUCAAGCGUUUGGAUAGGACGGAUGAUUUUAUCAUUAUAACGAAGCUGUAUCAGUCUUAUGGUAUAAUAUGCGUUCUCUUGGUUUACACACUGGACUUGAAUGAUUUCUUUCGGCCCAGAGCAGUUUUCAAGUAUUGUUCACGAACUGGUACCUGCUUUGGUGGGCUAAUAAACUGGGCUUUCAUUUUAUUAUAUGAACAACAGUCUAGGUCAACCAAAAGAGGAAAAUAAUAUUUGGUUAGAAAAAGUGAAAACCAUGUAAAUGUUUGGUUGCAUGAGACUGCGUCAAAUGCUUUUUUUGUUAAUUUAUUUGUACGUUUUAUGUGUAUGCACUUUUUUUAUUAUUUUGAAUGUUUUUUUUUUAUUAUUAUUUUAAAGAAUGCAUUUCUUUGAAGAAUCAUUUGUAUUCAUAACAUUGUCUCCCCAAUGUAAGUUGGCGGUUGAAUUAUGAUUAAAAAAAUAGACCUGCAUUAGAGGUCUAACCUCAAAA